Messenger RNA from Panicum hallii, 1393 nucleotides. RefSeq names its product bZIP transcription factor 53-like. Gene Ontology annotation, cellular component: nucleus. Gene Ontology annotation, biological process: positive regulation of DNA-templated transcription. The record is from RefSeq and is a predicted model, not a curated record. Gene Ontology annotation, molecular function: DNA-binding transcription factor activity; transcription cis-regulatory region binding. The transcript has a single exon. The coding region runs from base 642 to 1136 and encodes 164 amino acids. NCBI's taxonomy places the organism in Eukaryota, Viridiplantae, Streptophyta, Magnoliopsida, Poales, Poaceae.
UCUUUGUGCACGCAUGCGUCCUCAGGCCUCAGCUCCCCGCGUUAAAUUUGCAUCCCUGGCCACACCUCAGACCUCCCCUUCCGCUCCUCCAGCCUUCUCUCCUCCCAAGUUGAGUGCUGCGUUCUUGGUUGAUUGGAAGCGGGUAGCGCGCCAUGCCUCCACCUCUCCAGGCCGCCGGACGCCUGGCUUCAGCUAGCUAAGUAUCUUCAGUGGAACAUCCCCGUCAGGUUUUGUGGCGAGCUUUAGUUGCAGUAAUCUCUCUCUGCUCCUGCUCCGUCAUCAAGCUCCCGCGCCCAUGUCGCUCAAUGAGGUCAGCCACCACUUCUGCUACCUCCACUCCCUCUCCAUCGUGCUCCUCUACUUCCUCUACGUGAUCUCCUGAUCGGCCGCCUCCCCCGACGUUCCGAGCAAAGCUUUGGCUCGAUUCAGAAUCGAAGCUUUGCUCGUCGCAAAAACAUUGCCACUAAUCAGUUCGUGUUCCUGCUGUUCCAUGAUCCCGUCCCGUUCUUCUCCCGGCCCUCUCCUCCUUUGCUGCUAAGUGCCGUGCCUCUCCUAGCGCAUACUCCUACGCUCGAUCGUUUAACUGCUAGGAGCGGCACUGCUCCAAGCAGGUAAGUGCUUCUAUUCCCUUGUGUGGCAAGAUGGUUGCGGCGGCGGCAGCGGCGCAGGGGGCGCGCCGCGCCGCGGUGGCCACCGAGGAGGAGCGGCGGCGCAACCGCAUGACCUCUAACAGGCUGUCGGCGCGCAAGUCCCGCAUGAAGCGGCAGCAGCACGUGGACGACCUGACAGCGGAGGCGGAGCGCCUGCGGCGCGAGAACGAGGCGAUGCGCGCCGGCGCCGGGGAGGCCCUGCGGCGGGGCCGCGCGCUCGAGCAGGAGAACCGCGUGCUGGCGGCGCACGCGCGCCAGCUGUGCGCCGCGCUCCUGCUGCGCAACUCCCAGCUCCGCCUGCUGGGCGGCGUGGCCGGCGUGGCGCUCGACGUGCCGGGCGUGCCCGACCACCUCGUGCAGCUGUACGGCGGCCCGCAUCAGAUGCCGGUCAUGCCGCUGGCGCCUCCGCCGCCCCUGCAACUGCCGAUGGAGAUCCAGAUGCUGUUGCAGCCCGACGUCAUGGACGCCGUCGGUAUGGUCGUGUGAUUGUGUGAAUGCUCUGCUGUGCUGUUAUAUAUAUUUCGCGCGCUGUUGGUUGUAUGAGCCCCAGCUUGCUUUGUGCACUUGUGCUGUAUGCUUUGUCAUGCGAACUAUUACCGUGGUAUACAGUGAAGUGUGUUGUGUUAAUGUCGUCGACGAAUAAAGAAAUCAUGUAAGUUGUGUAUUGUGUAAUACAUGCAGGAACUGAAGUAGUUAAGUGAUAUGUUUGUGGAAUUCUAGUGCACAAGAAUCUAUUUUUCACA